Alternaria incomplexa is the source of this 924-nucleotide messenger RNA. RefSeq lists its product as uncharacterized. Gene Ontology annotation, molecular function: hydrolase activity. Lineage: Eukaryota; Fungi; Ascomycota; Dothideomycetes; Pleosporales; Pleosporaceae. The record is from RefSeq and is a predicted model, not a curated record. The transcript has a single exon. The coding region runs from base 1 to 924 and encodes 307 amino acids.
AUGGCCUUCCUACAGUCUCCGGCAAUCGACAGCUCGCGCUGGCAUCAACGAAUCGCGUCAAUCACCACCACAUCCAACGAAAAGAUCCGUCUCAACUACAUCGAGUGCGCAUCACCACGUUUGGCGAGAAAAAAAGGCGUCAUACUCCUCAUCCACGGCUUCCCUCAAACAUCAUACCAGUUCCGGCAUGUCAUCACGCCGCUAUCAGUUGCCGGCUAUCGCGUCAUCGCGCCCGACUAUCGUGGCGCCGGACAAUCUUCCAAACCCCUAACGGGCUACCAAAAGACGCAGAUGGCGGAGGACUUGCACAUCUUGGUUCAAGAACACUUUGGUAUCAAAGAGAAGAUCAAUGUUGUGGGACAUGACAUCGGUGGCAUGAUUGCGUUCGCAUAUGCAUCGCGGUACCCCGACGAUGUAGCUAGCGUCAUUUGGGGUGAAUGUCCGCUACCUGGCACAUCAUGCUACGAGAACGUCAAAGGCACAGCUGACGUCUUCCACUUUGUUUUCCAUCAGGUACCCGACCUGCCGGAAUUCUUGAUAGCGGGCAAAGAGCGAGAAUACCUCAAGCAUUUCUUUGACAAGAUUUCGUAUAACAGUGCGGCUAUUUCGCCCGCCGAUCUUGAGCAUUACGCCCUGGUAUAUUCGCAACCUGGUGCUAUUAGGGCGGGUCUGGAGGUCUAUCGCGCAUUUGAGAAGGACGCUGAGGAGAAUAGGCAAUGGGUGGCUGAACAUGGGAAGGUUAAGGUGCCGUCGAUGCUUAUGAAUGGGGAGAAGUUUAUGCUGGCGCAGUCUGCGGAGGGUAUGGCGAACGAAUAUCAUGAAGGUGCGGAGAUGGUGACCAUUGAAGAGGCGGCGCAUUACAUUGCGGAAGAGAACCCUGAGGCUUUUGUGAAGGGUGUGUUAGAGUUUGUUGCUAAACACUGA